ACCGGAAGCCGUGUGUUGGGGGUUGUCAACAUCCUCGGUAGGAUGGUCGCGGUCUGCUCCGGGUUUACUCCCUCUGUACCCGGAUUAAACAUCAACACAGCGACACGCUCCAGCCGCAGGCUCACCACCGGACCCAACUGAUCCGAACCGAUCCGGAUUCACGUCCGAGUCCAGCAUGAACGAGUCGGAGGGGCUCCGGUUCCGGCGGCUGCACCGACCGCAGGUCAUCACCGACGAGCUGCCCGAGCACCGUUACAAAGGAUCCGGCACCUACAGUGGGAAGGUGUUCCAGGUGACUCUCCUCUCUCUGGGCGGCUUCCUGCUUCUUCCUCUCCUCGUCAUCAUCCUCAUCCUGGAGUCUCCGAUCCAUCCUGAAGUCUUCACUCUGAAGGAGCCUCCGCUGAUGAAGGGCUGCUGGGAGCCGAACCUGAAGCUCAGAGAGGCUCAGAGACUCUUCGAAGACCAGAUCGUCGGACCUGAAUCCAUCGCCAACAUCGGAGAUGUUUUGUUCUCUGGAACAGCUGACGGGAAAAUCGUGAAGCUGGUCGGUCGAAGAAUCCACACGGUGACGAGACUUGGAAAACUGCCAUGUGGGUCCAGAGAGGAGGAGUCCAGCUGUGGGAGACCGCUGGGGAUCCGGGUCGGACCCAACGGGACUCUGUUUGUAGCUGAUGCUUACCUGGGUCUGUUCGAGGUCAACCCCACCACAGGUGAAGCGACGCGGUUGGUGUCGGGCGGUCAGGUGGUCGCCGGCAGGAAGUUGUCGUUCAUUAACGACGUGGCGGUGACGCAGGAUGGGAAGAAGCUGUACUUCACUGACUCCAGCAGCAGGUGGCAGCGCAGAGAUUACCUGAACCUCAUCAUGGAGGCGACGGCUGACGGACGAGUGUUGGAGCUGGACACAGAGACCAGAGAGCUGUCUGUGGUGAUGGAGAACCUGAGGUUCCCAAACGGCAUCCAGCUGCUGCCAGAUGAGGAGUCAGUGCUGGUGGCAGAGACCACCAUGGCCCGGAUACGCAGAGUCCACGUGGCCGGUCUGAAUAAAGGUGGGAUGGACACCUUCAUGGACAACCUGCCCGGUUUCCCCGACAACAUCCGACCCAGCUCCAGUGGAGGUUACUGGGUGGCCAUGUCUGCGGUGAGGCCCAACCCCGGAUUCUCCAUGCUGGACUUCCUGUCCCAGAGACCCUGGAUCAAGAAACUCAUCUUCAAGCUCUUCAGUCAGGACGUUCUGAUGAAGUUCGUUCCUCGGUACUCUUUAGUGGCUGAGCUCCAUGACGGUGGCGUCUGCACGCGAAGUUUCCACGACCCUAACGGCCUGGUGGCGGCCUACGUCAGCGAGGUCCACGAGCACGACGGGAGUCUGUACCUGGGCUCCUUCCGCUCGCCGUACAUCGCCAAACUCGACCUGCGCAAGGUGUAACAGGACGACCAAUCAGAGGACGGACGUUUGUGAUGUCAGGACGAUCGGUCACGUGACGAGAUGCUUCUCGUCUCCGUUACUUUUAUUUGCCGUGAGGAAACACCAGUCACCUGCUCUCAUCCAUCACUGCACACACACUUUUUAUUUCAUUUAAAAUCAGUUCAGCUGAAUGUUUGUCGAUCAGCUCUGUGAUCGAUCAUCUAUUGAUCAAUCAGGCUGCUCCUGUUUCUCACACGCUAACAUUAGCUUUGAUGUUAGAGCUAACUGCUGUUAGCUGCUACAGGAAACCUGGAGUCAGUGUGGUGAUGAGUUCACUGUCGUCUGUAAAACACAAACUCUUUACUUCAGUGAGUCUGGACGAUGUGAGGCGUUCAGGGUCACUUCAUUCACAGUUAUUAUAACCUAAAAACAAAACAACUGAUCAACCGAUCAGUGAUCAGACUCAUUGAUCAGUGUGUGUUCUGACCUCAGCUCUGACUCAGAAACUGAACGCCGUCGUCCUCGUGCCUCUUCUCCAAGAUGGAGGAGGAGCUUAGCGGACGCCAUUUUGACAGUGAUGAUGUCGUCAUCACUGAACAGUUUUAUCCACAAACAUGAUCAACUUCGUGCAGAAUCAGUCGGAGUCUCCUCCUCAGAACACACACUGAUCAAUCAGUCUGAUCAGUCUGAUCGAUCAGCCCUCAUGUGUCAGAUAUACUGGCUGCAGAUGCUGCAGAUGUUGUUGUGUGUGUCAGGACGUCGAGCUUCUCUUCCUCAUGUUGUGUUUGAGCUGCAGAUAAAACCUGAGAAACAGCUCGUUACCUGACCUGAGCCAGCUGUUUACAGCUGUUUACAGCUGUUUACAGAUGUUGAGACGAGGUACCGCUCUCAGACUUUAGUUUUAGCUCAGACAGUUAAAGACCUGAGCUGCUGCUGUUUAGUUUCUGACGCCUGCUUCUCAUGUAACUUGUUUUGUGGAUUUUUCCUCGACAGACGAACUCGUCCUUUACUCUCAUCUGUCUUCACCUCAGCUUUGAAUGAAACCUGUUUUUUACCUGCUCUCUAAAACCUGAAGAUGUGAUGAGUUCAGUUUAUUGUGUCUGAUUUUAACAGUUUUGUUCAUCAGUAAUAUGUUAAUUAAUGACAUUUCAAAAUAAAAGACUCUCAGAACACA
This is a messenger RNA of Lates calcarifer (barramundi perch), 2576 nucleotides long. It is a transcript of the gene apmap, whose product is annotated as adipocyte plasma membrane associated protein. Lineage: Eukaryota; Metazoa; Chordata; Actinopteri; Centropomidae. The transcript is spliced from 9 exons. The record is from RefSeq and is a predicted model, not a curated record. Gene Ontology annotation, biological process: biosynthetic process. Bases 176 to 1423 code for a protein of 415 amino acids. Gene Ontology annotation, molecular function: strictosidine synthase activity.